Symbiodinium necroappetens is the source of this 273-nucleotide messenger RNA. NCBI's taxonomy places the organism in Eukaryota, Dinophyceae, Suessiales, Symbiodiniaceae. The record is from the annotation of a GenBank genome assembly.
AUGGCUGUGUUGGGGUGUGUGGCAUCAGUCCGGACGGGAUCCGAACCAGCGCAGCAGCUCCACGAGAAUGUCUCGCUGCAGGCGGACAUGGACAAGUUCGACAAGUUCUUCGACCAGGGGGGCAAUUGCUGCGCAUGCAAGACUAAAGGAUGGGGCUGGAACGGCUGGAGCGGCGAGUGCGCGGAUGAAUGGGGGCCCACGAAGCAUUGUGGGAAAGACUGUCAACAUCCUAAAUCAGGCUAUAAGUGCGAACGCCGUGGCAGCCAGUGUUAG